UGAUCAAAUGGUCUUCUGAUACAUUCCAGGAUCAUCAAAGUUAAAGCUCUACAGCUCUCUAAAGCAAUCCAGGUUUACAUCCAAAAGAUGUCUGAUUGCGGCGGCACCCUGAAACAUCACAUUUACGAGCUGCGCUGCAUCGCUGACAACUUAGACAAGGUUUCAAAGGGGACAAAGAUUGCGGGCAUCACAGGAGGAGCUACAACAGUAGCAGGAGGUGUGGCAGCAGCUGCCGGUGUCAUUCUGUCUCCGUUCACACUGGGAGCCUCACUGGCGCUGACCGCCGUCGGGGUCGGAGUGGCUGCAGCCGGCGGCGUCACUGGUGCGUCGGCAGCCAUCGCAAACAAGGUGACCAGUUUCACUAAAUGUGAAUCAGGGGUUUAAAAAUGAAAUAAAGAUUUGACAUUACUGAUACGCAUUAUAAUAUUGUAAAUAGUCCAACACCUUUAAUAUAUUUGUUUGACACUCCGAUAUGGUAGGUGGUGGUGUUGCAAUGUGAU
This is a messenger RNA of Stegastes partitus (bicolor damselfish), 500 nucleotides long. RefSeq names its product apolipoprotein L3-like. Bases 88 to 384 code for a protein of 98 amino acids. Gene Ontology annotation, cellular component: membrane; extracellular region. Gene Ontology annotation, biological process: lipoprotein metabolic process; lipid transport. The record is from RefSeq and is a predicted model, not a curated record. NCBI's taxonomy places the organism in Eukaryota, Metazoa, Chordata, Actinopteri, Pomacentridae. The transcript is spliced from 2 exons. Gene Ontology annotation, molecular function: lipid binding.